AUGAAGAACAAGAACAAGACGACCAAAUUCCCUGUCGCACGCAUCAAGCGCAUAAUGCAGAAGGACGAAGAGGUGGGCAAGGUGGCGCAGGCGACGCCAGUCGUGAUAUCGAAAGCCCUGGAGCUAUUCCUGGCCAUGAUCAUCGAAGAGGCGAGCAGAGUGACCACAGAACGCGGCUCCAGGAGGGUCGAGGCGUACCACCUGAAGCACGCUGUGGAGACCGUCGACAUGCUCGACUUCCUCAAGGAGAUUGUGGAGGGAGUGCCCGACCCAUCGGCAGGCGGCACAAUUGACCUCGAGGCAGAGGCGGGCGAGGGUGGUCGCAAGCGGCGCAGCGGCAAGGGAAAGAAGGUGGCUGAAGCGGACGACGCGGCACCCGCUCUACGCAAGCGGCGAAAGAGAGGCGAGGCGAAGGAGGAAGGGGAGGGACAGCCGCAGGGCCGGCGGCGUUCACGAAAGAAGGAGCCGGAGAAAGAUGCUGAUCCCCAAGACGACCCCGAAGAGGAGGACGCGGACAUGGAUGAAGAGGAUGUAGGCGACGAGGGCGUUGUGGCCCCGCGCGCCCGGAGGCGAGGUGACGACGACGACGACGACUGGGAAGGAUGAGCAGGCGGUGCAGUGCGUGUCGAACUAUGUACUAUACUGUAAGGAUUCUGGUUCAAUCGACGUGUACAAUCCCCAGCAGAAUUUUUGUAUAUUUG
This is a messenger RNA of Postia placenta MAD-698-R-SB12, 701 nucleotides long. RefSeq lists its product as hypothetical. The transcript has 4 exons. Gene Ontology annotation, biological process: transcription by RNA polymerase II; positive regulation of transcription by RNA polymerase II; negative regulation of transcription by RNA polymerase II. Gene Ontology annotation, molecular function: core promoter sequence-specific DNA binding; transcription corepressor activity; transcription coactivator activity. Gene Ontology annotation, cellular component: nucleus; negative cofactor 2 complex. The coding region runs from base 1 to 606 and encodes 201 amino acids. The record is from RefSeq and is a predicted model, not a curated record. NCBI's taxonomy places the organism in Eukaryota, Fungi, Basidiomycota, Agaricomycetes, Polyporales, Adustoporiaceae.